AGGUACCCAGUAUUGCUUCUCCCCAAAACUCUAACCGCAUAAGAUUGCGAUUUUCUACUUCCUCUUCCUCAAGUAAAGAGAAGAAAAGCAAAACGCAGAAGCUCAAAAAAGUUGAAGCAACAAAGUAGCAAAUUUCCACCCCUACAUAUGAAGUUCAUUUCCGAAGAACGCAAGCACUUUCAUGAAGAUUGCUCAACUUUGAUUUUGCCUGCUGUUUCUAUUGGCAAUGUUGGGCAGUUAACAGCGGACCUUUUGGUUUCAUCAUUGGGUUCUGAGAAAGUUGGUUACUUAGACGAUCCUUACGUUCUUCCCUGUGUUGGCAAUGACGCUUAUGGACCUGUUCCUCAGGGGGAUCUUGCACUUCCUCUUGAAGCUUAUGAUUCUCCGGCUAAUGGUCUCACUAUUAUACAGCAGAGAUCUCCCGUAAUUAAGGGAAUGAUGCUUGAGUUUGCAAAAAACAUGGCUGAUUUUAUUGCCGGAAGCGGAAAGAAGCAUGUUAUUAUUCUCUCCAGCUUAGAUUUUGGAAAGUGGCAAAAGGUUGACAUGUCAAGUGGUUUGCAGAUUUAUUACCUAUCCAGUUCCAACAGCAAUGGAUCGGAUGAAAAUUGUGAACAGCUUGGAUGGAAGAAGCUUCAAGAGUAUGACCCUUCUCAAAAACAUUGGAAAUAUCUUAGUGAUUUAGCUGAAGGAAAUGCAACUCCGGAAGAUACUAUUUCUAUAGAAGAUGAACUAGAAGAAGAAGAUUAUUAUGCUAGCUUGCCUUUCGCUGCACUUUUUUCUUUUCUCAAGGCUAAAGGUUUGAAGGUCACAUGCUUGUUAUGUUAUUGCUCAGAAGGCGACAACACAUCUGAUGCUUUUCAAUUAGCUGAUGCAGCAUGCAAACUUCUAAAGCCAAGCCACCCUAAUUCUGGAAUUGAAGGUGUCAAAUGGCGAGUUCCACUUUCUUGGAUGUCUGUAUAUGGACCACCUCCAGAUGUUUCCAUCUUCUAAGAUUAGGUUAAUGUAAUUAGUAAAGUUAAACAACGGUUGAAAAUGGAUAUUUUUGUCAAGUUUUUUUACACAACAUAUCCGUUCGAUACAUUUUCACACUACAGGUGCUAGUUGUAGUUUCCUAUUGGUAGAACUUCAGUUUUGAAGGUUUUUUUUUUUUUUUUGCUUGAGAUGGAUUUGGAGGUGGUAGUGAAUCAUUCUUACUAAUGUGAUGUUUUAUGACUUGCGCCCAACUCAGUUAGGCAUCAUCCUUAUGGGUUUGUUAUUUUUGUAGUCAGAUAUGUGCAAACAACACAGUGGCCGGUUGUGCAUGAAUUAUUAUAUAA
Molecule: messenger RNA, 1316 nt
Organism: Vicia villosa (hairy vetch)
Lineage: Eukaryota; Viridiplantae; Streptophyta; Magnoliopsida; Fabales; Fabaceae
Exons: 7
Coding region: 148-990 (280 amino acids)
Biological process (GO): proteasome assembly
Cellular component (GO): nucleus; cytosol
Source: RefSeq, a predicted model, not a curated record